This is a messenger RNA of Chaetura pelagica (chimney swift), 444 nucleotides long. It is a transcript of the gene CALML3, whose product is annotated as calmodulin-like 3. The record is from RefSeq and is a predicted model, not a curated record. The coding region runs from base 1 to 444 and encodes 147 amino acids. Lineage: Eukaryota; Metazoa; Chordata; Aves; Apodiformes; Apodidae. Gene Ontology annotation, cellular component: myosin II complex. The transcript has a single exon. Gene Ontology annotation, molecular function: calcium ion binding.
AUGGCUGAGCAGCUGUCGGAGGAGAAGAUCUCGGAACUCAAAGAAGCCUUUUCCCUCUUCGACCAGGACGGGGAUGGACGGAUCAGCAGCAGGGAACUGGGCACAGUCCUGAGGUCCCUGGGCCACAACCCCAGCCAGGCUGAACUGCGGGAACUGCUGGGGGACGUGGGCACCGAGGGCACCGUCGACUUCCCGGAGUUCCUGUCGCUGCUGGCGAGGAAGAGGAGGGAGCCGGAGGGUGAGGAGGAGAUCAGGGAGGCCUUCCAGGUGUUCGACAAGGAAGGCAGCGGGUGGGUGAGCGUGGAGGAGCUGAGGCACGUCCUGACCCACCUGGGGGAGAAGCUGACGGAGCAGGAGGUGGACGAGAUGCUCCGGGAGGCCGACGGGGACGGCGACGGGCGGGUCAAGUACGAGGAGUUCGUCAGGGUGAUGAUGGAGAAGUGA